This is a messenger RNA of Labrus bergylta (ballan wrasse), 5849 nucleotides long. It is a transcript of the gene per3, whose product is annotated as period circadian clock 3. Gene Ontology annotation, biological process: entrainment of circadian clock by photoperiod; circadian regulation of gene expression; negative regulation of transcription by RNA polymerase II. Gene Ontology annotation, cellular component: nucleus; cytoplasm. The record is from RefSeq and is a predicted model, not a curated record. Gene Ontology annotation, molecular function: transcription corepressor binding; transcription cis-regulatory region binding. Lineage: Eukaryota; Metazoa; Chordata; Actinopteri; Labriformes; Labridae.
CCUCACGUUGCACAAAUGUGUCAAGCGCUCCGAAAUGGAAGAGGAUUUAGCUACGUGACUGGGGCAUGAUUAAUAAAAAUACUUUAAACAAACGACCGAGAAAGGAAAACAAAAACAUUAUAUUUACUUUUUGGAAUACUGAAGCGAAGACACGCGUGAAAUCGAAAGUGUCAAAGGAGAGUCUUUACAUUCAACAUUCAGCACUUAAUGAAUGCACACCAAAUCAUAGUCCCCACAUGGAACCCAUUCACCUUAUUGAACAUAUGAAGACCUUCACUGAUCACCGGGAAUGGACAAAUUGCCACUGAUGUGCGAGCAAAGAGUGGCGAUGCCGGGAGGGGACAUCAAUCUUGAUGGGGAGGACCCUGUGUUACAGUCAGCUGCAGGAGAAAGUGGAGGGAGGGUGUUGUCAGGGCAGCAAUCACAGCGCCUCAGAGGGGAGGAAAGCCGAUCUUCAGGUGGAGAAGUGGGGCAGGAUGACGAGGAGAUGACUAGCGGAUCAAAUGACCUCUCUCUGUCGUCCAAUCACAGCCCUGGUUGUGCCACAGGAUCCAUCUCAGCUUCAACCAAGAGCAGUGAGAAUGCAGCUGAUGGCAAAGGCCAGACCCACAGAGAGAUGAUGCUCACAGUGGCAGAGAUGAAGAAGAGACUACCAUCAGACAAACGCAGCCGCAGCAAAGCUAGCACAGUGGAGGCCUUACAUUAUGCACUCAACUGUGUCAAGCAGGUGCAAGCCAACAGUGAAUACUACAAACUGCUGAUGAGAAAUAGCCAGGAUGAGAGGAGCAAUGCCACCGUCUGCACCCUGGAAGAGCUGGAGAGAGUCACUUCUGAACACACCCUUAAAAACACGGACUCCUUUGUGGUGGUGUUCUCCCUGUCGAGCGGCCGAGUGUUGUACGCCUCGGAGCAAGCUCCCAGCAUCCUUUGCUGCAAGAGAAAGUUCCUGGAGUCGGCCAAGUUUGUGGAGCUGCUCUUUCACCAAGAUGUUAACGUCUUCUACUCCCACACGGCUCAGCCACAUCUGCCUCCCUGGAGCAACUCGCACACAGCAGGGGUUCUGUUUGACUGUGCGCAGGUCAAGUCUUUCUUUUGCAGAAUCAGGGGUGGGAAGGACUGUGACGGUGAGAUGCGUUACAACCCGUUUCGGAUAACACCUUACCUGCUGAAGGUGCAGGGGAAAGCAAGCGGUGGGGCGGAGGAGGAGUCGUGCUGCCUGGCGCUUGCUGAGCGAAUUAUAUCUGGAUAUGAGGCACCUCGGAUCCCGUUGGACAAGCGCAUCUUCACCACCACUCACUCUCCUGGCUGUGUGUUCCUGGAAGUCGAUGACAGGGCUGUGCCGUUGCUAGGAUACCUUCCUCAGGAUCUCAUUGGCACGUCGUUGCUGACAUGCAUUCACCCGGACGACCGCCCCUUAAUGCUGUCGAUGCAUCGGAAAGUGUUAAAGUAUGCUGGCCAGUCUCCGUUCGAACACUCUCCGGUGCGUCUGCGCUGUCAGAACGGAGACCACAUCACCUUGGACACCAGCUGGUCCAGCUUCAUCAACCCUUGGAGCCGCAAGGUGGCCUUCAUCAUUGGACGGCAUAAAGUCAGGACGAGUCCCCUGAAUGAGGAUGUGUUCGCUGCUCGGAACAAAGACGAUGUCCUGGUCACACACGAGGACAUAAAAGAUCUACAAUCAAAGAUCUACAAGCUUUUCCUGCAGCCGGUCCACAACAACGGGUCCAGUGGUUACGGCAGCUUGGGAAGUAAUGGCUCUCAUGAGCACUACAUCAGUGUAGCUUCCUCAAGUGACAGCAAUGGUAACAUGUGGGAGGACUCGCACAGAGAGCCGAUGACUCUGCAGCAGAUCUGUGCCGACGUCAACAGAGUCAAGAGCUGGGGGCAGCAAGCCUGUCCGGGCUCCAGCCACAAAAAUGCUCUUCUCUGCAAACCUACGAAAGGAGUACUUCCCCCCACAACCACCAACCCUGAGGUGAGAAAUCAUGAAGAGGAGAGGAAGCAAACACACAUCCCCUCCUAUCAGCAGAUCAACUGUGUGGACAACAUUAUCAGAUAUUUGGAGAGCUGCACAGGGCCAGCCCUUAAGCGGAAGAGUGACUCUCAUUCCCUAGCCACAUCUUCUUCCUCAUCCUGUUCCUCAGAUGAUGACAAGCCUGCUGGAGCCACAGACACAGCCCAGGCCAGCUCAGAUGUGGUGUUGGACAGUGGGGUGUCAGUGGCCCCUACAUCAGCAGCAGUUGUUGGAGCACCUCUGACAGACAUUACAAUGUCAACAAAGGCCAUGAGUGUAGUGUCUGUCACCAGCCAGUGUUCGUACAGCAGCACCAUCGUUCAUGUGCCACAGCCUGAAUCAGAGGCUACAGCACUGGAGGAUGCCCCGAUGGGCAGUGAGCCUGCUGAUGCUGCUCCAACCCCCGUCCGUCUGACCCCAAGCCUCGCCACAGAGGAACCAAGGUUCGUAGGUCUCACCAAGGAGGUGCUGUCAGCGCACACCCAGAAAGAGGAACAAGAAUAUGUGGAUCGAUUUCGCAAUCGCAUCCUGCAGAGCCCCUACAGCUCCUAUCUGCAGCUUGACAACAGCUCUAAGGCUCACUCACACCACCCAGGCGACUACCUUCGUCCUUUAAGUGCUGGUGGACUGAACCGCCCCAGAAGAGGAAUGUCCAGACACAAGCGUCCCAAACCCCAGGGUUCCUCAGACAGCUACGCUUCCCCACCAGGCCCACCUCGCCGUGUCCCACACUCCUCUUGGCCCUCCUCUGAAUCCUCCCAACCCCAGUUGGGGGUGCCCUACAGUCAAGCGGCCCAGCUCCAGCAAUCAUUCUUCCCCAUGAUGGCAACCCAGCCUGGCCCGGAGCAACCCCCAUUACCACAACAGCUGCCCGGAGCAACCCCCAUGGUGCUGCAAACUCCUGAACAAACCCAGUUCAACUACAACUUCAACAUCAUGCAGCCCCCCCAGAGCCUGCACGGCAUGCAAUCCAUCCAGAUGCAGAACAUGCAGAAUAUCCAGAACUUUCACAACCUGCAGAUCAUGGCUCCAACCCAGAACAUCAGCCCUUACAUGAGUCCGGUCAUGGCCGUCAUCCUGCCCAACUACCCAACUUUCACUUCAGGUUUCCCCCCCAUUUACCCACCAUCCUCUUCUUCCAUGCUGCCUCAGGCACCCAUUUCCAUGGCAGGCUUUGCCCCUGGAACUACCCCCUUCCCUCCUCCGACCCAGUUCCAAUCCCAGCCAGUCCCCCAAACCUCCCAGACCUCCCUGGGCCCUAUACUUUGCUCACCCAGAGCUAGCUCCUCUAUUGGGGAGGAGGAGCUGGAAGCUGAACCUCGGGCUUUAUUCUCCAGCUCCCGCUCCAGUUCCCCUCUGCAGCUGAACCUGCUUCAGGAGGAGCUGCCAAAACCGAGCGAAGGACAGAGCAGCACAGGGCACAACUAUGCAGAAAGCCUCCGUGAACAACAUGCCGACAAGGGUGAUAUCCCCAGUGAGUCUGGAAACCAUGAUACCCAGUCGACAUCCAGUGAGCUGCUUGACCUUCUGCUGCAGGAGGAUGCCAGGUCAGGGACCGGCUCUAAUGCCUCAGGCUCUGGGUCAGGGGAGUCAGGAGGCUCCCUGGGAUCUGGAUCUGGUUCCAAUGGAACCUCCACCUCACUCACUGGCAGCAGCAACAGCAGCAAAUACUUUGCCAGCAACGACUCAUCAGACACAUCACGCAAAGCCCGCAAGAGCCAGGAGUCCCCGGCAGAGCACCAGCACAGCUUCGACACUCAGUUGGAGAACUCCCUGUGGAGCAUGAUCCAGCACACGCCUGAGCGUGUCAUGAUGACGUAUCAGAUCCACCCCAGGGAUCAGAAUGAGGUGCUGGCGGAAGACAGGGAGAAGCUUCAGGUGCUUCGGUCCCUCCAGCCGUGGUUCACCCAGGAGCAGAGAGAGGAGCUGGCUGAUGUCCAUCCGUGGAUCAAACAGCACACACUCCCACAGGAGAUAGACACACAGGGUUGCAUGGGCUGUAGCGCGGGCAACACAGGGGUAGCUUGCUCCCCUCACCCUCCCGCCCCUGACAGCUCGUCCAUUCUGGAGAGCCCUCUGCAGGACUCCAUGGGACCAGUGGUGGACACUUGAGAGAUCAUUGAAGCCAAAACAACCGACCUCACAGCGGAAACAGCCCUGCCUGAAACCUCCACCACUACCACCUUGCAUCUCUUCUGACCAGUCUGGUGGAGUGGGAGUCCCUUUGCUUUAGUUUUGAAGUUUAAUGUGUAAUUUUAAAGGUACCAGAGGCUGGACCAGGCCCUGUAGAGCAAGAGGAGGAAAAGAGACGGGGCGUUUUCUCUUAGUCAGCCUGAUGUGACUGCCUUUUAUUGGACCAUAAAUACCAUACCUCUUGUUUUUGGACCCCUGUAGGGGUUCAUUUUGUCUGACCUGAUCCUUUGUCACGAUGAGACUAUGAGAAGAUGGUUUCAUUAAAAUGGUGAUGGUUGAUGCCCCCGAACAUGAGCACUGUGUACACACAUCCAGCCUUUAUAAAGGGUGUGACUGGACAAGGAGACAGAGAGAGAGCUGGCCCAGAUUAAGUUUCAGACCACACCGGACUCUUCUGGAAUACAGGAUGUACAGUAUGUGUACUUUCUUGCCAUGGUUGACACAUGGUAGGUUUUCUCUUGAUGAGCACUUAAGACAACAAAGACACAUUUGCUGCUCUCUGUUUAUAAUGUUAGGAUUCUAGGCUUGUAAGUUAAUUGUUAUUGAAGUGUAUUCUCUUAUUCCAUAGGUUGAGUUCCUCUUGUCCAGAUAAAGAGUUUUUAUGUUACUUUCACUCACGACAACAGCAAACAUUUGGAUCAUCAAAUUGAAUUGAACUCAAGUCCACCUACAUGUCCAACGUGCCCCAUAGAGCGCCCAGUGUCAGUCCUGAUCAUCACCCUUCAACACCUGUAGCUCUUAUGUACCUGUAAACAGAUUGUCCUCUGAGCCUGGGUUUACUUAUUCCUGUGUGUGUGUGUGUGUGUGUGUGUGUGUGUCUGUGUGUCUGUGUGUCUGUGUGUCUGUGUGUCUGUGUGUCUGUGUGUCUCUCUCUCUCUCAGAGGAAGCUUACCCACUGUAGUUUUGUGAUUUUUUUUUUUUUCACAUCGUUUCUUGUACUGGAUUAAGACGAGCAGUUUUGAAUGUGUUCAUAUGCUUGUGAUUGUGUGUGAUUGGUUGAGAGCGGCUUCCUUCCUUUACAGUUGUACAAGCGAGCAGGUCAGACCAGGGUUUUCUACAGUUUUUAGAUGAAAAGUAUAUUAAAGAACCAUGUAUUUUAUAGAAGAAGUACACAAAAACAACUUCACAAAGUGUAUAAAAAGCCAUUUGUCUUGAAUUCAGGGACUGUUUGUGACACAAAGGAAUGAAUAAAUGAUCUAUGACCUAACGUGUGCCUGAAUGUGUGUUUAUACACAUUAAAAAAGCAAGUAUUACCUUUACGGACUAUCAGGGACAAACAGUGCUAACAGUAGCUGCAGGUGCCAAACAAGAUACUCAAACAUCAACAGCAGAGUGUGUAACCAGUUCAAAGCUACCCAUGAACAAACAGGCUUAUAUCUCUUGAGAUUGUGAACUUUCUGCUAAUCACAACUGUUUUAAAUAUUUAUGGGUUAAACAAUUUAGACUGAAUUAAAUUCAAAAGGCUUUUUGGUAUUUUUCUUUCAGAAGUAUGUCUCAGGAUUUGAAUACACAAAAUAUAAUACGAUGUGCAAUUACACACCUUAAAUAUUCCCCCUGAAAAUUGUACUUGCUUUUGUUUUGAUUGUGCAAAACCAGUGUUGUACAGGAACAUAAAUAAAAAUGUGACAGGGUAACGAAGAGA